Postia placenta MAD-698-R-SB12 is the source of this 2107-nucleotide messenger RNA. RefSeq names its product glycoside hydrolase family 16 protein. The transcript has 10 exons. Lineage: Eukaryota; Fungi; Basidiomycota; Agaricomycetes; Polyporales; Adustoporiaceae. The record is from RefSeq and is a predicted model, not a curated record. Gene Ontology annotation, biological process: fungal-type cell wall organization; (1->6)-beta-D-glucan biosynthetic process. Bases 29 to 1846 code for a protein of 605 amino acids. Gene Ontology annotation, molecular function: glucosidase activity. Gene Ontology annotation, cellular component: plasma membrane; endoplasmic reticulum membrane.
GUCCUCCUCUCUACCCCUCUCGGCAGCCAUGACUUCUCUGGGUCCCAACUCUCAGAGACGUUACAUCCAACCUGACUCUCCUUCCACCACCAAUCUUUUGUCUCCACAGUCGAGACCCGGCGUGCAGGAUGCGCCAGGACCAGCGCGUUCACUCCGCAGCGUGGCGAGUGAUGCCUCACUGGCCGAGUCGUCGCGCUACGCGCCUAGUACGCCUCACUCCAUUCCCCCGUCAAUAUCUGACAAGUUCUCGCUCUCCCCGGAUCCGUCGUCCUGGGGCGCUGACCUUUCGCCCGGUCAUCCUGAGGAUGAUGACUUUCUGCACAAUCCUGAUCCCAGGCGGGACCGCAAGAACGAUAAAGGCGGGAACAUCUUCACGUACCGAGGCAUCACGAACCUCGGUUGUUUGUUCAUUUUGGCUGUUGGAAUCGUGACCCUUUUCGCUGGUUAUCCCUUGAUCAGCUAUUUCACGAAACACAAGGCUUCCACCGCGGGUGGGUUUAACCUUGGAGGCAUCAACGCCUCCGGCCAAAUCCCAUCUAUGGCUGGGAACUACGCCAUGGUCGACAAGCAUACUCCCGAUUCAGCAUUGAAGAAAGCGGAUUGGAUGUCUGGAAAGGAGUGGACACUUAUCUUCAGUGAUGAAUUCGAUGUCGAUGGUCGGACGUUCUGGCCUGGCGAUGACCCGUACUGGGAGGCGGUGAAUCUGCACUACUGGGAAACGAAUAACUUGGAGUGGCUCGACCCAACCGCAAUCACAACGAGUAACGGUAGUCUGCAGAUUACUAUGACAGACCAACCGAAGAACAAUCUAAACUACACCAGCGGCAUGAUGACAACGUGGAACAAGUUUUGUUUCACUGGCGGCAUGGUCGAGGUCUCAGUGCGGCUCCCUGGCACGAACAACAUCGUUGGACUCUGGCCCGCUGUUUGGACGAUGGGCAACCUUGGCCGAGCAGGCUAUGGUGCCUCUCUGGAGGGCAUGUGGCCAUAUACCUACGAUGCAUGUGAUGUUGGCACUGCGCCCAACCAGACCAAGAAUGGUCUCCCGCAUACGGCUACUGUCGAUGGUGACCCAAGCAAUGGCGAUGUGUUGUCGUACUUGCCUGGUCAGCGUCUUUCGAGAUGUACCUGUCCUGGUUCGUCCCAUCCCGGACCCAUGCAUAGUGAUGGGACGUAUGUGGGACGCGCUGCACCCGAAAUCGAUAUUUUCGAGGCUUUGAUAUCCGACGGGCGUGGUCAAGUCUCGCAAUCGGCCCAGUGGGCACCCUUCAACUAUAAAUACACAUGGGACAACACAUCAAGUACCUACUCGAUAGGUAAUGAGAGUAUCACUGAGCUAAACCCGUACAAGGGUGGUGCGUAUCAGGAGGCGAGUUCAGCACUGACAUGGACAGACCAGACUGCAUAUCAGCUGAGUGGUGGAAGCUACUCGAUAUACGGGAUUCAAUAUCAACCUGGUUUUGAUGACGCGUAUAUUACCUGGGUCGCUAACAAUCAGGUCGCCUGGACGGUUGAGGCAGCGGGAAUGGGAGCUGAUACUGUGGUCGAGAUCAGUGCGCGACCGGUACCACAAGAGCCAAUGUAUCUCAUCGUGAACCUGGGCAUAUCGCAGAAUUUCGGUCCAGUGGACACUACGGGGCUCAUAUUCCCAUCGAUAAUGAGCAUCGACUACAUUCGCGUGUACCAGGAUCCCGACAACAUCAAUUAUGGGUGUGACCCGGACGACUUCCCCACAGCCGCCUACAUCAACGAAUACAUUGAUGCGUACACAAAUCCCAACUUGACCACCUGGCACGGUGACUACGGGCAACCAAUCCCUGGCAAUAGCUUCCUAGGACAGUGUUAGUUGUGUUGUUAGAUCUGUCAUAUCGCCGGUUCGCCUUCGUUGUCCGUGCGUCUGCACUAUCGGGCCUUUGCACUGUUCUCAGACUUGAGUCGUUGCACAUACCUUCAUCCUGCUCUAGCUGCGUCUAGCAUAUUCAUGGUAGUUCACUUUGCUCUUCCUCAAGUAGACUUUUUCACAUAUGGUGGUUGGAUAUAUUCUGUGUGUAAUAAUCCCUGGGUUGGCAGCCAACAGGGUUUGAUCCAUGUACAGUCGUAUCUCCCU